CUUCCUCUCGCUCAGCUGCCGCGCGGCGGGCCGCUCCUCCUUCCUCACCCGGGCGCCCGCGGAGAUGUUUAACCGCGCGGUGAGCCGGCUGAGCAGGAAGCGACCGCCGUCAGGCAAGUAGCUACAGUAUGUGAGUUGGAGAUCCCCUGUGCCCCACCCCUCAGUCAGGGGGCUUUUGAGGAGUCUGGAGUAAGAGAGGGCAGCAGAUGGGCGGGUACAAAGAGUCAUUCAAUCCUUCGGUCCGUGCACGAGGUCAACAGCGUGCUGCCGAGCCAUGCUGGAGCCUGGGGAAAAAGGAAAAAUCGACAUCCACGACAGUGAUGGGAGCUCCAGCAGCAGCCAUCAGAACCCCAAGAGCACAGCCAAGUGGGCGGCCUCUCUGGAGAAUCUGCUCGAAGACCCGGAAGGCGUGAAGAGAUUUCGGGAAUUUUUAAAAAAGGAAUUCAGUGAAGAAAAUGUUUUAUUUUGGUUAGCAUGUGAAGAUUUUAAGAAAACACAAGAUAAGAAGCAGAUGCAGGAAAAGGCCAAGGAGAUCUACAUGACCUUCCUGUCCAGCAAGGCCUCGUCACAAGUCAACGUCGAGGGGCAGUCCCGGCUCAACGAGAAGAUCCUGGAAGAGCCGCACCCCCUGAUGUUCCAGAAGCUCCAGGACCAGAUCUUCAACCUCAUGAAGUACGACAGCUACAGCCGCUUCUUGAAGUCUGACUUGUUUUUAAAGCACAAGCGAACCGAGGAGGAGGAGGAGGAGCCGCCCGACACGCAGACGGCAGCGAAAAGAGCGUCGAGAACUUAUAACACAUGAGCCCCCCCCCCCCCCCCCCCCCCCCCCCGCAGCGGUCGGCACUGGCAGCUCCCUGGCGCCAAGGAACUCGGGACCAUGCAGGGUUAAGAAUUGCUUUGUUAUCUGCAAGGACUGAAAUGUACAAAACCCGUCCAUGGGAUACGUGUAUUUUAUUAACUGCUUGACCAGUCAGUUUUGCAUGAUGGCUAAUCUUACAUAGAGAACACACAUGUUGCUUUGAAGUUUAAGUUCACAAACACACGGGUGGAAGGAGUCCUUAAACACUGGACACUGAGCAUUUUACAGUUUGAUUAAACGUCAGGCGAGGCCGCCAGGCGACACGUCCA
This is a messenger RNA of Myotis myotis, 1128 nucleotides long. It is a transcript of the gene RGS10, whose product is annotated as regulator of G protein signaling 10. Lineage: Eukaryota; Metazoa; Chordata; Mammalia; Chiroptera; Vespertilionidae. The transcript is spliced from 6 exons. Gene Ontology annotation, biological process: regulation of G protein-coupled receptor signaling pathway. Bases 275 to 802 code for a protein of 175 amino acids. The record is from RefSeq and is a predicted model, not a curated record. Gene Ontology annotation, molecular function: G-protein alpha-subunit binding; GTPase activator activity.